CAUCGCGCUCAUAACGCUCCCAAAUUCCAACAGCUCCAGUCGUUCCAACUGAGCUCCACUCGAAGUAUCCAAAAAUACAUAAAUCGCCGGGAAAAAAUAUAAAACCCAAUGGUUCAAAAAACUAGUGCAAUUAUAAUGUUUUGAAGUUAACUUGUAUAAAAGCUUAUUCUCGGUCGCUGAUGUGUUUAUUUUUUACUUUCUCAUUACGAUAUUUAAAUAAAAGAAAAGUGUAAAAGCUCGCGCUGAGAAUGUUGUUAACUUAAAAAUACGAGACAGACAAACACAAAAUUCGAUGUGGAAUAUUCCUUGACAAAAUUUUCGAAAACGGUACAAAAAAAAACAAAUAAUAUCCCAUAACAAGUGUAAAUUUAAUCAAAAUUGUAUAGUGUUAUGCAGAGUGUGGUGUGGGUGUUCCUAGCUGGUGCUGCUGUUGCUACUUUGCUUCUCUUUUCUCCCGAUUCGUCAAUAUCCAUCCAACAAUAAUAACUUAGUCGCCAAACAGUCGUCAUCGUCGUUUGCUCCCUGCUCCCGUGUUUCCGUUGCCUGGUAGUCUGCCAUGAUGUUGGACGAUGACAACUCGGAUCUGUUGGUCUGUGCAUCUGAGAUGCAGGAAGACCGUUUAUAUUUUGUGGCCUUCAAGAAGAACAUCAAGCCAAAGAACACGAUAAAUACGCACUACUUUAGCAUCGAUGAGGAGUUUAUCUACGAGAAUUUCUACAACGAUUUUGGGCCCUUGAACAUCUGCAUGCUGUACAGAUACUGCAUGAAACUGAACACUAAGCUGAACGCCAAGUGCCAUGCCAACAAAAAGAUAGUUCACUACACCUCUAUGAAUCCGGCCAAGCGACUAAAUGCGGCCUACCUGAUUGGUUCGUAUGCAAUCAUCUACCUAAACAAAACGCCCCAGGAGGCAUAUCGGCCGCUGGUCGCUGGCGAGAUUCCCCAAUACACGCGAUUCUGUGACGCCAGCUACGGACCCAGCAAUUUCAAGAUUUCACUGCUGGAUUGCCUGAAUGCUGUGCACAAGGGUUUGCAGGCGGGAUUCUUCAAUUUCAACGACUUCGAUGCCGAGGAAUACGAGCAUUUCGAGCGCGUGGAGAAUGGUGAUUUCAACUGGAUUGUGCCGCAGAAGUUUAUAGCGUUUUGCGGACCUCAUCAGAAGAGCAAGACAUUGCCGAAUGGUUACCCGUGCCAUGCACCCGAACGCUACUUUAGCUAUUUUCGGGAAAACAAUGUCACGACCGUGAUUCGGUUGAAUGCCAAAGUCUAUCAUGCUUCCUCCUUUGAGAACGCUGGCUUCGAUCACAAGGAUCUGUUUUUCAUCGAUGGCAGUACGCCAAGUGAUGCCAUAUUGAAGAAGUUCCUCUCCAUCUGCGAAACGACCAAGGGAGCAAUUGCGGUGCAUUGCAAAGCGGGCUUGGGACGCACGGGCAGCCUGAUAGGAGCGUACAUAAUGAAGCACUACGGGUUCACUGCCCUCGAGUCGAUUGCCUGGUUGAGGCUCUGCCGACCGGGAUCGGUUAUAGGCCAUCAACAGCAGUGGAUGGAGGACAAACAAAGCUGGCUGUGGUCGGAGGGCGAACGAAUGCGCCGACGCACUACACUCCCUAUUCUUCGGCACACGUAUGGGAUCAACAGCCUGGAGCUGAAAACAAAACUGGGCUCAGUUGCCUCCGAUUCGGCGGAGCAUGUGGAUCUGCUACUGACCCGCGUGAAAGGCAUUUCCCAACGCGUAGAUACGAUGCACUUGCACGACCAGGACAACUUGGAUGCUGCUUGUGUGGAUCCAACGGAUGAGGAGAUCUCCGAGCAGCAGCGUUUGGAGCGGGACGAGCGAGCCUUGUACCAAUCCACAGAGGAUCCCAAUUGCAAUGGAAGCGAUGACAACGAUACGGACACAAUCAGUGCACCAGCGGAGCAGCCGCUGUCCUCCGGCUAUACAAUAUCCACACGUCGCAGGAAAUCGCCAUCGGGCGCAAAUAAGCCCACAGUUAUAGCCACAUCGCUGAGGCGUCUGGUUAAUCCCAAUGCCAAUCGAAGUGGAUUGAGUACUGCUACUGGAGUUUAUCCCGCCGCCGAGGUGGCCAGCUGCACGGAGAAGAAGUUGCGCAAGCCAAGUGUAAACGUCUUCGAGGCAGCUCGUCACACCAUCGCCUCCACCGUCAGGAUGACGCAAACGGCGCUCGAGAAGAAGCAGGCGCAGACGCAAGGCGACAAGUUGAACCAGAUUAAGGCGCUGAGGAGACACCACUCGCGAUCAGUCAACGUGAAUAGCAACAGCGAGCAGGAAUCGAAUGUGAGGCAUACGAGAGCUCGAUCCCAGCCCUUCCGGAAUAAUAACAACGGAGUGGUGGGGAAUCCAGCGAUGGCAACUAUGAGGGCGGGACAGCCCACUUCCUCCUGUUUGCCAACAAGCACAGCGGCAGAAGCACUUUUGGCCAAUAAUCUCAACAACAACAACAAUGGCAGCAGUAUCGGGACUGGCAGCAAUAACAACAACAACAACAAUAAUCUAAGCAAUUCACUGAAUAACUUUAACAACAACAACAAUACCACUAACAAUAUUUUGGCCAGUUCAGGGAGCAGUCGCACCCGAAGUCUGGCGAUAUAUAGCAAAAGAAUGGAACUGAAGCACUUGCGAAAGGCGGAACAGCAGCAUCAGCAGCAGGUGCAGGUGCAUCCGGAGCCACCGAUGCUGCCGGUGGAAAAGCAGCUUCUUCGGCCAUAUGCCACCAUUAACGAGAGUAAGAUACCCGUGGUGUCCGUUGGCAAUGGUGGUGGUGGUGGUGGUGCCGGCAGCUCGGCUACCAUUCCACCCACUAGGGGCAGUGCCGCGCGCACCUCCCAUCACCACAUGACGCUCCGGGGAAGAUCCCGGAUCCGUUACCAGCGACCCAAUGCCGGGGAACCGGCUCCGGCAGCGGCCCAAACCCAACCGUGCACGGUGGCCACGGCUCGUUACUAUCGGGACGUAUCGGCCAUACCCACAAUGGGUGUUUUGGGUGGUGGUGGUGGUGCUGCUGCCGGUGGGUCGUCCUCUUCUUCUGCUGCCUCCUUUAACAUUGCCACACGCUCCGCAUCCGCCACGCUCGAUCUCAACUCCAAUCCGUUGCCGAAAACCAAGUUAACCAGCCUCAACAAUAAUCCAACAAUUACCACACCUCCUUCCUCCUCCAAUCCUGCAGACACAAGCCGUCUUAGUGGGCGUGGCAGUGCCGAAUUGCAGGCGAUCAUCGAGCACGGCCUCGUAGCGGCGGCAGCGGCGACCGGAUCGGCCAAGCGGAACAAACGAUCGCUGAGCUCCACGCGACUGGACAAGGACAAGAGCGACGAGUACAAUACGAAGCUGUUGAGGAAGACAGCGGCCGCCGCGGCAGCAGCGGCGUCCACAGCGGCGGCCUCAUCGGGAGCAAGUGCAGCAACGGCAGCCACCAGCGGUUCCAUCCAUCCAACGCACUCUCACUCCUCCGCCAGCAGCAACAUGAACAACAAUUGCAAGUACAACAGCUGCAGCAGCAGCAACAGCGGCAGCUUCAAGCUCUCCCGUCGCCUUUUCGGGGAAUCGGGAUCCUCGGCCUCGACAUCCGCCUCGAAUUCGGGGAUUCCCACGCCCACGGCACCGCCAUCCUCCAGUCAAUGGCAUCAGCAUCAGCACCUGGCUCGCGGCGUCAGUCGAGUGUCCAGCGAAAGGGAUCGGGAUCGGGAGCGACAGCAGCCUCUGGAUCACCAGCAAUCCAAUCUCAAACUGCGGAAGAAGAUCAGCUACUGAGCACAGUUAGCCCUGCUUUUGUAGAUAUUUUUUGGACUAGUAAAUUGAUCGUUGCUCAUCAAGACAACCACGAUUUCUUACGGGAGUGGCAAAUGCAAUGCUUUUGUUAACUAUUUCAAUGCAAUCAAAUUUGAUGAUUGAUUAGAACAAAUUUAAUUUAGUUUUAAGCAUUAUCUCUUUUAUAUUCUUACAUUUUUGUAGGUAAAAUUUUUGAAAUUGUUAUACUAUCAAAAUUGUUGAAUUAAAUUGGCAUUUUUCAAGUACGUAGGGUGUAUGUAAUUCAAAGGUCGAUUUAGGCUAUUUUACAAAAGUGGCAUAUACACUAGACAUAUAUAUAUAUAAUUUGGAAUAAUAUAUUACGUUUCAAUAAUAAACAAAUUGUUAAAUUAUAAGAUACAAAUUUUGCUUUAAUUUGCAUAUAAUUUGAUUUGUUCUUUGACCAUUUAAAAUGAUUCUGCGGAAUUUAUAAAGUGGUCACACAUUGUAUUUAUUUAACAUAAUAAUAAUUUAACAAAAAGAAAAUAGUUACUUUUAGUACCAUUAAUACUACAGCUUUUAUUCCUAUUAAAAUGUGAAUUUUGUUUACAUUUAUUUGAUAUAUCUUGAUGUACAUUAAAAAAACAUUUUCCAACUA
Drosophila elegans is the source of this 4403-nucleotide messenger RNA. It is a transcript of the gene cdc14, whose product is annotated as dual specificity protein phosphatase CDC14A. Gene Ontology annotation, molecular function: protein serine/threonine phosphatase activity; protein tyrosine/serine/threonine phosphatase activity. The transcript has 7 exons. The coding region runs from base 557 to 3769 and encodes 1070 amino acids. The record is from RefSeq and is a predicted model, not a curated record. Lineage: Eukaryota; Metazoa; Arthropoda; Insecta; Diptera; Drosophilidae. Gene Ontology annotation, biological process: microtubule cytoskeleton organization; protein dephosphorylation; positive regulation of cytokinesis. Gene Ontology annotation, cellular component: centrosome; kinociliary basal body; nucleolus.